UCCGGGGUAUGCCUUGGGGACCUUCCUUCUGCUGGACUUGGCUUUCUCAGUUUGCAAGCGGGGUGCAGCUUCCCAGUUGGGGUGCUAGAGGGUGGACUGGGGACCCCAGGAAAAAAAAUUGGGGUGGGGGGGCGCCUUCUUGACUUCGUCCGGGCACCAUGGCUGCCAAGUGGUUCAAAGAAUUCCCCGCCAACCUCAAAACCGUCUCGGAUCGUCCAAAACCCAACAGCGGGCAUCAUGUGAGCAAAUCCAGCGCCGGUGCCCGAAAAAACGUCGGAUCGGCCGAAGCCGGACUGGCAUCGCUGCCCGGGAAGAACCGGAAGAACUCGGCUACCGAGCUGGUUGGCACCAAGACUCCGUUGGCACCCGGGAAAGAUGGAACAAGUAGCCGGUUAUCCCGAGACAAUCUCCAGGGACUUUUGCAAGCCGCCGCGGGGAAGAUGCGCAAGAAUUCGCGGGUGGAAGGGCCCCCCCCGGAGGAUCCCGGCUGGGGGGCCCCCAAAGGAACCCCCAGUUGUGGGGGGUACAUCAAUCGUCUCAUCAAAGUCAACGCCCAGGAGAAAAACGCGAAGAACUUUUCAGGAGCAGCCCCCAAUCCCAAUCCGGUCCCGCCGGCCGAACCGGAGAAGCCCAAGCAAGAAACGGUAAAGGUUAUCAUUUUGGAAGAUUACGCCGAUCCUUACGAUGCCAAACAGACUAAGGGCCAACGAGAUGCUGAAAGACUGGAAGAGAAUGACGGCUACAUGGAGCCGUACGACGCGCAACAGAUGAUAACCGGUAAUCAUGAAAUCCGACGACGGGGCUCGAAAGACCCCUUUGUGGGGAAAGCUGUCCAGCUUCUGGGUGAGCCAGGAGCUAAGGGAGACCCGGGGGUCAAAGCCCCAGCCUCCAAACCCCUGCAGCUUUACGACACCCCGUACGAACUGGCCGAGACGGGCUCCAAGUUCGAGAUACGCCUCCCUUCGAGUGAUGAACGGCCACCGGCCGAGUACGAGCAGCCCUGGGAAUGGAAGAAAGACCAGAUUGUAAAAGUUUUCUCCGUGCAGUUUGAGGGUUCGGAGAAAGUCGUGACGGCCGCUGAGAUGGUGGUCUCGCCACCCCAGCCUCAACCCUGCCCGAAAAACUGGCCCUCCAAGAAGGGGAAGCCUCCCACGGGAAUCGAACCGGGGAUGGAUGGAGAACCGGUGGAUUCUGCCCUCGUCUUGGAGAAACAGCCAUGGUUCCAUGGCUCCAUCACCCGAGCUGAGGCCGAGAGCCGGCUGCAGCCGUGUCCGGAGGCCGGCUACCUGGUCCGCACCAGCGAAAUGGGCCCCACCAAAUACUCCAUCGCCCUCAAGACCAGCCAGGGUUGCGUCCACAUCAUCGUGGCCCAAACGAAGGACCAUAAAUAUACUCUGGACCAAGCCGGCGGCCUCUUCGACACCGUCUCCGAAGUAGUUGGCUACUAUUCAACCGAAAAGCUCCCCUUCAAAGGAGCCGAACACAUGACUCUCCGUUAUCCGGUCUCGAUUCCAAGCAAGGUCCCUUAAAUCUCCCAUUUUAGACCAGUUUGGGAACGGCGGUACCGACUGGGGAAAUGCAGUGGACAACCGGACAGUCGCUCCAGUCGACGGCGGCCUCGGCGAGCCUUCGCUUCGGCCGGAAAUGUCGGUCCAUCUUUUUCUUCCUUCUCCAGCAAAUUUUAUUCCCGAUGCAGUAGGA
Molecule: messenger RNA, 1701 nt
Organism: Ahaetulla prasina
Lineage: Eukaryota; Metazoa; Chordata; Lepidosauria; Squamata; Colubridae
Gene: SHE
Product: Src homology 2 domain containing E
Exons: 6
Coding region: 159-1529 (456 amino acids)
Molecular function (GO): phosphotyrosine residue binding
Source: RefSeq, a predicted model, not a curated record